GCCGGGGUGCGGGCCUGGGGCCGCCUCUAGCCGGCUCCGAGGGCGCGGGCCCCGGGAAUGUGGGCGCCCGCCGCGGGAAGCCCGUCUGCGCGCCGCGGCGCCGUCCCGCCCAGCCAGCGAGCCUAGCAGGCAGACGCGCGGCCGGCGAUCUGGGGGCGCGCCGCUUCGCCUUCCCCAAAAUGUGAAUCGGGGAGGGCGGAGACGCAGAGAGCGCCCGGCCCCAAGCUCUCGCCGAACCCCUGCCCUGCGCGCCCAGGCCGCGCCGUGCCCGGCGCGGGGCUGCAGAGCCACCGUGCCCCGCGCUCCCUCGGCGCUGCGACCCCCCGGCUUCGGCCCGCAGCGGCUUCACGGUUCCCGAGGCGGUCAGAGCCGGGCCCAGGACGGUGCGUCCGGCCUCGCCCCCGGCUUCUCGCCCAGACAAGUUUGAACAAUGAUCACAGUCAACCCAGAUGGGAAGAUAAUGGUCAGAAGAUGCCUGGUCACCCUGAGACCCUUUCGGCUGUUUGUCCUGGGCAUCGGCUUCUUCACUCUCUGCUUCCUGAUGACAUCUCUGGGAGGCCAGUUCUCGGCCCGGCGCCUGGGGGACUCACCCUUCACCAUCCGCACAGAAGUGCCAGGCAGCCCAGAGUCACGCGGUGCCCUUCGCAAGAUGAGCGACCUGCUGGAGCUGAUGGUGAAGCGCAUGGAUAUGCUGGCCAGGCUGGAGAAUAGCAGCGAGCUGCACCGGACUGCCAGUGUGGCGCACUUAGCCGCAGACAGGCUCACCCCUGGGGCCAGCCUCAUUGAAAGGAUCCAGGCCAUUGCCCAGAAUGUGUCUGACAUCGCUGUGAAGGUGGACCAGAUCCUGCGCCACAGCCUGAUUCUGCAUAGCAAGGUGUCUGAAGGUCGGAGGGACCAGUGUGAAGCACCCAGUGACCCCAAGUUCCCUGACUGUUCCGGGAAAGUGGAGUGGAUGCGCGCCCGCUGGACCUCUGACCCCUGCUACGCCUUCUUUGGAGUAGACGGCACUGAGUGCUCCUUCCUCAUCUACCUCAGUGAGGUUGAGUGGUUCUGUCCCCCGUUGCCCUGGAGGAACCAGACAGCUGCCCGGACAGCCCCCAAGUCCCUUCCCAGAGUCCAGGCUGUGUUCCGAAGCAACCUGUCUCACCUCCUGGAGCUGAUGGGCAGUGGGAAGGAGUCCCUCAUCUUCAUGAAGAAGCGAACCAGGCGGUUCACCACACAGUGGACCAAGGCUGCCAAGUACCUGGCACAGAAGCUGGGGGACAUUCGGAGGGACCAGAAGCAAAUCCUUGUCCACAUUGGCUUCCUGACAGAGGAGUCUGGGGACGUGUUCAGCCCAAGGGUGCUGAAGGGCGGGCCUCUGGGAGAGAUGGUGCAGUGGGCAGACAUCCUGGCUGCUCUCUACGUGCUGGGCCAUAGCCUGCGGAUCACAGUCUCCCUGAAGGAGCUGCAGAGGUGCAGAAUCCGAGUCAUCGACACCUUUGGGACGGAGCCAGCGUACAACCACGAGGAGUAUGCCACGCUGCACGGCUACCGGACCAACUGGGGUUACUGGAACCUCAACCCCAAGCAGUUCAUGACCAUGUUCCCUCACACCCCAGACAACUCCUUCAUGGGCUUCGUGUCCGAGGAGCUCAAUGAGACCGAGAAGCAACUCAUCAAAGAUGGCAAGGCCAGCAACAUGGCGGUGGUGUACGGCAAGGAGGCGAGUAUCUGGAAGCUCCAGGGCAAGGAGAAGUUCCUGGCCAUCCUCAACAAAUACAUGGAGAUCCACGGCACCGUGUACUAUGAGAGCCAGCGGCCACCCGAGGUCCCCGCCUUCGUGAAGAACCACGGCCUCCUACCGCAGCCUGAGUUCCAGCAGCUGCUGCGGAAGGCCAAGCUCUUUAUAGGGUUCGGAUUCCCCUACGAGGGCCCAGCACCGUUGGAAGCCAUUGCCAAUGGCUGCAUCUUCCUGCAAUCUCGCUUCAGCCCGCCCCACAGCUCCCUCAACCACGAGUUCUUCCGGGGCAAGCCCACCUCCAGGGAGGUGUUCUCCCAGCAUCCGUAUGCAGAGAACUUUAUUGGCAAGCCGCACGUGUGGACCGUGGACUAUAACAACUCCGAUGAGUUUGAAGCAGCCAUUAAGGCCAUCAUGAACACCCAGGUAGACCCAUAUCUGCCCUAUGAAUAUACCUGUGCAGGGAUGCUGGAACGGAUCAAUGCCUACAUCCAACACCAGGACUUCUGUGCGGGUCCAAGCCCUGUUCCACCAGGGGCCAGCACUGCCCAGAGUCCAUUUGUCUUAGCUCCUAAUGCAACUCAUCUCGAGUGGGCCCAGAACAUCAGCUCAGUUCCGGGAGCCUGGCCCCCUACCCACUCUCUGCGGGCCUGGCUGGCAGCCCCUGGAAGGGCCUGCACGGACGCCUGCCUGGACCAUGGAUUGAUCUGCGAGCCUUCAUUCUUCCCUUUCCUCAACAGCCAGGAUUCCUUCCUCAAGCUGCAGGUGCCCUGUGACAGCACUGAGUGGGAGAUGCAUCACUUGUACCCUGCCUUUGCCCAACCCGGCCAAGAGUGCUACCUACAGAAAGAGCCGCUGCUCUUCAGCUGUGCCGGUGCCAGCACCAAGUACCAGAGGCUCUGCCCCUGCCGUGACUUCCGCAAGGGCCAGGUGGCCUUGUGCCAGGGCUGCCUGUGAGGCCGGAGCCACCCUGCCCAGAACCUGCCCACCCGUGCACGCGCGGUUGGCAAGCACCAGCACUUUCUGAGCUCUGGUCACACUCACCGCGUGUCCCCUGGCUGCAGCCUCCCCUGGCCAGGGAUGGAAAGAGGAAGCUGAGGAGACAGCAGCUCCAGGCCUGCAGCUCCCUCCUGGGGGGCUCCUUGCCUCACCAUAGGACUUGAGGCCAAGCACGUGGGCCUACCUCCCUGUCCGGUGUACCCAGGAGCACGUGGAUGGAGGUCCCUGGCUUUCUGAGGUCUGGACCAUGCUUGGGCCCAGCAUAGGCCUUUUGAUCCACAAGGCUGGGAGCAUGGUCAUGCGGUCCCCUAUUCAUCAGAGGUCUCACCUCAAGGGAGAGGGAUCAGGUCACAGCCACACUUGUCGUGAGGGCCACACCCUCACACGAGGCAACACUUCACGCAGGGCCAGUCUGGCCUCCUCAGUUGCUUGGGGGGGGGACAAAGGGACAAGGAGCUCAGGGAGGCCCCCCUCCUAGUGCCCCUCCUGUUGCUCAACCCUGCUUCCUCCAGCAGAAUUCCCUCUGGGCCUCUCCUGACACCCAGUUCUGGCAUGGCCUGUGACUGGUCCACAGCCUUGGUCUCUGCCCCUCCGGUGGCCACCUCCACCCUAGCUUCUGACAACAGGUCCCAGGCCCCACCAAGGCCUCCUCUGCAGACUCUGACAACAUUUCCAACCUUCGAGCAUCUCAUGCCGGCCAGGCUGAGAUGAAGUUACACCCACGAUACACUAGGCUGGUUCCGAUACGCAGGUCCACCAGACCUCCCCUGGCUCCCACCCUUCUGGGCCCCAUACUUGCCCCUCCCUUCUGUUUCCUCCAACCUCAGGCCACUUCAGUACACUCAGACUUCAGUACCCAUCUCUGUGGCAUGCCCUCUUCCAGUCCAGGGUAACCCUUCCCUCUCCCACCCCAGGGCCAGCCAGGCUCCAGGAACACUGCCAUUGCUCAUAUAUGGCCCGCUCCCAGGCUCCCUGGGACCAGACAGUUGUAGGAAGGAACUGUCCUGCGUGGGACUUGCCAGUGCCCCCUGUCCUGGUUGGCCCCUCCCUGUCUGUGGCAGCAGAACCCAGAGCAGCAAGAGACCAGUGGUUCCGAGGAUCUGCCUGUCGGAGGAAAGCAAUAGAGACACUUCUCUCUCUCUUCUCUCUCUCUUUUUUUUUAAAGAUUUAUUUCUUGAAAUAAAUAUUUUAUUGGGAUGUGAGAUGA
Molecule: messenger RNA, 3926 nt
Organism: Mus caroli (Ryukyu mouse)
Lineage: Eukaryota; Metazoa; Chordata; Mammalia; Rodentia; Muridae
Source: RefSeq, a predicted model, not a curated record